Molecule: messenger RNA, 3744 nt
Organism: Saccharomyces kudriavzevii IFO 1802
Lineage: Eukaryota; Fungi; Ascomycota; Saccharomycetes; Saccharomycetales; Saccharomycetaceae
Gene: MSH6
Product: mismatch repair ATPase MSH6
Exons: 1
Coding region: 1-3744 (1247 amino acids)
Biological process (GO): mismatch repair
Cellular component (GO): MutSalpha complex; nucleus
Molecular function (GO): ATP-dependent DNA damage sensor activity; ATP binding; mismatched DNA binding
Source: RefSeq, a predicted model, not a curated record
AUGGCCCCAGCUACCCCUAAAGCUUCCAAGACUGCGCACUUAAAAAAUGCAUCCACAUCAUCUCAAAAGAAAAUGAAACAAUCGAGCUUAUUAUCAUUUUUUUCUAAACAGAUGCCUUCUGGCACACCCAGCAAGAAAGAUUGCAGGCCUACUUCGGUGACUCCACAAAAUUCACAUACUGAGAAGGUAACUGAAAAGCCAGAAAGUAAAAAGGCAGGUCAGCUUUUUGUAGAUAUAGACGGUGAUAAUGAUUUAACUAUGGCUGAAGAAACGUUAUCAACUGCCAAAAGUGAAACUGCACAUUCCCAGGAGCCCCAGUCCGAUACCUUAUUAAAUGCUAAUGUGACGGACGUUAAAAGUGCCAUCACUGCCGAUGAUGAUAUGUCAUCUUCCUCUCAAUCACCAAGAACCCAUAAAAGAAAGGUCAACUACGCUGAAAGCGACGAGGAGGUUUCAAGCACUACGUUUGGUACGAAACGAAAGAGAAGUAAAGUAAUCGAUAGCGAAAGUGAUGAAGAUGAAUAUGUACCUGAUAAGAAUGAAGCGGAUGAAGACGAUGAUGAUAAUGAUGUUAUAGAGAGUAAAGGAGAUGUCAAACACGAACUAGAUGAUAAUGGUGACGAUGACGAUGAUGAUUUGCUUUCCUUAGCUGAAGCGACAUCGAAGAGGAAAAUACCGAAUAUUUCUCAUUCUUCAUCACCUUUUACAGGAAGCACCUCUCAUAUGAAUUCAAAGGACAAAAGCAGACCAAAACAGAUCCGAAGUAGAUCUUAUACUCCUCCUCGCAGCCAAAAAUCAGCGGUCUCAAAAUCCAGCAAAUUCAAUAAGCAAAAUGAAGAAAGAUAUCAGUGGCUGGUGGAUGAACGUGACGCUCAGCGCCGUUCCAAGAAUGAUCCAGAGUAUGACCCAAGAACAUUGUAUAUCCCAUCCUCUGCAUGGAACAAAUUUACGCCUUUUGAAAAACAAUAUUGGGAAAUUAAAUCCAAAAUGUGGGAUUGCAUUGUCUUCUUCAAAAAGGGUAAAUUCUUCGAACUGUACGAAAAAGAUGCAUUGUUGGCUAAUGCACUGUUCGACUUAAAGAUUGCUGGUGGUGGACGUGCCAAUAUGCAAUUAGCUGGGAUACCAGAAAUGUCAUUUGAAUACUGGGCAGCUCAGUUUAUUCAAAUGGGUUAUAAAGUCGCUAAGGUGGACCAGAGAGAAUCAAUGUUGGCUAAAGAAAUGAGAGAAGGUUCAAAAGGUAUUGUCAAGAGAGAACUGCAAUGCAUAUUAACCUCUGGCACUUUAACAGAUGGUGAUAUGUUGCAUUCGGACCUAGCAACGUUUUGUCUUGCUAUUAGAGAAGAGCCUGGCAACUACUACAACCAGGCCCAAUUGGAUUCAUCGACUAUGGCAAAGAAGUUAAGUACAAAAAUAUUUGGAGCGGCUUUCAUUGAUACUGCAACUGGUGAAAUUCAAAUGCUGGAAUUUGAGGAUGAUAGUGAAUGCACCAAACUAGACACAUUAAUGUCGCAAGUAAAACCUAUGGAAGUUGUUAUGGAGAGGAAUAAUUUGAGCACGCUAGCGAAUAAAAUCGUCAAGUUUAAUUCAGCUCCUAAUGCAAUCUUCAAUGAAGUUAAAGCUGGCGAAGAAUUUUAUGACUCUGAUAAAACUUAUUCUGAGAUCAUUUCAUCUGCCUACUUCCCCACGGAGGAGGACUGGCCGGACAUUUUAAAGAAUUAUCACGAUAUGGGAAAAAAUGUCGGUUUCAGUGCUUUUGGUGGUUUAUUGUAUUAUUUAAAAUGGUUAAAAUUAGAUGAGAAUCUAAUUUCGAUGAAAAAUAUCAAAGAAUACAAUUUUGUAAAAUCCCAACAUUCUAUGGUUUUGGAUGGUAUAACUUUGCAAAACUUGGAAAUUUUUUCCAAUUCGUUUGAUGGUUCCGAUAAGGGAACACUGUUCAAAUUAUUCAACAGGGCUAUUACUCCAAUGGGUAAAAGAAUGAUGAAAAAGUGGCUAAUGCAUCCACUUUUGCAUAAAAAUGAUAUUGAGAAUAGGCUUGAUAGCAUUGACUCCUUGUUGCAAGAUAUUACUUUGAGAGAAGAUCUUGAAAGUACAUUUUCUAAACUACCUGAUUUGGAGAGAAUGUUGGCCCGUAUUCACAGUCGAACGAUUAAAGUAAGAGAUUUUGAAAAAGUUAUAACUGCACUUGAAACGAUUGUUCAGCUGCAAAGCUCUUUGCAGAAUAAUAACUUAAAGGGAGACGUUUCACAAUAUAUAUCGUCUUUUCCUGAGGAGCUUGUCGAAGGUGUUGAAAACUGGACAAAUGCGUUUGAAAGACAGAGAGCAAUCAACGAAAACGUCAUCGUUCCACAAAGGGGGUUUGAUGUGGAAUUUGAUAAAUCAUUGGAUAAAAUACAGGAGUUAGAAGGCGAAUUAAUGAAAAUUUUGGUGCGUUACAGGAAAGAGUUCAAAUGCUCCAAUAUUCAAUAUAAAGAUUCUGGAAAAGAGAUAUACACAAUUGAAAUUCCCGUGUCUGUUACUGCAAGAGUUCCAUCAAACUGGGUUCAAAUGGCGGCAAACAAAACCUAUAAGAGAUAUUAUUCCGACGAAGUAAGGACCCUGGCGAGAUCAAUGGCAGAGGCAAAGGAACUGCACAAGACGCUAGAAGAAGAUUUAAAGAACAGGUUAUGUCAAAAAUUCGACGCGCAUUAUAAUUCAAUUUGGAUGCCUACUAUACAGGCCAUUUCUAAUAUAGACUGUCUUUUGUCCAUAACAAGAACAUCAGAAUCUCUAGGUACUCCCUCUUGUAGGCCAACCAUUGUGGACGAAGUCGAUGCAAAAACGAAUGCCAAAUUAAACGGUUAUUUGAAAUUUGAAUCGUUGAGACAUCCGUGCUUCAACCUUGGCGCUACCACAGCAAAGGACUUCAUUCCCAAUGACAUUGAAUUAGGUAAAGAACAGCCCAGAUUGGGGCUGUUAACUGGUGCAAAUGCAGCCGGUAAAUCUACCAUAUUGAGAAUGGCGUGUAUUGCAGUGAUUAUGGCGCAAAUGGGAUGCUAUGUUCCUUGUGAAUCCGCUGUUUUGACACCAAUCGAUAGAAUCAUGACACGUUUGGGCGCUAAUGAUAACAUUAUGCAAGGUAAAUCUACAUUCUUCGUAGAAUUGGCAGAAACGAAAAAAAUAUUAGAUUUGGCAACGAAUAGAUCAUUAUUGGUUGUUGAUGAACUUGGAAGAGGAGGCUCGUCCAGCGAUGGGUUUGCCAUUGCAGAAGGUGUACUACAUCAUGUGGCAACACAUAUUCAAAGUUUGGGCUUUUUCGCGACACAUUACGGGACGCUGGCAUCAAGUUUUAAACAUCAUCCUCAGGUAAGGCCACUGAAGAUGAGCAUUCUAGUGGAUGAGGCGACCAGGAACGUUACAUUCUUAUACAAGAUGCUCGAAGGACAGAGUGAAGGUUCCUUUGGUAUGCAUGUGGCGUCAAUGUGCGGAAUUUCAAAAGACAUCAUCGACAACGCGCAGAUUGCGGCUGAUAAUUUGGAACAUACUUCCAGGUUAGCCAAAGAGCGUGAUUUGGCCGCCAACAACUUGGAAGGUGAAGUAGUUUCUUUAUCUGGUGGUUUACAAAGUGAUUUCGUUCGGAUUGUAUACGGAGAUGGACUCCAAAAUACAAAAUUAGGUUCUGGCGAAGGCGUUUUGAACUAUGAUUGGAACAUCAAAGGAAAUGUUUUGAAAAGUUUAUUUAGCAUAAUUGAUAAUUUAGAUUCAUAA